Rhizopus microsporus ATCC 52813 is the source of this 265-nucleotide messenger RNA. RefSeq lists its product as uncharacterized. Lineage: Eukaryota; Fungi; Mucoromycota; Mucoromycetes; Mucorales; Rhizopodaceae. The coding region runs from base 42 to 218 and encodes 58 amino acids. The record is from RefSeq and is a predicted model, not a curated record. The transcript has a single exon.
CGUAACUACAUUACAUAGUAAACAAUCAAUACAUCACCUCGAUGUGGCUUUUAAGUGUAUAUUUACUGAUAUUCCACAUUGCAAAAGUGAUGGUCUACAUUUCUUUCGUUUCCUCUUUUGCUCUUUCUAAUCUUUCAUUGUUUAGCUUUACAAUGUCAAAGAAUAUGCCUAUGAAUUCUAGGUUUCUUUAUCUUUUGUAUCCAGGUAAAAAAAAUUGAUUCAGUCGUACCACCGGUAAACAAGGUUAUGGAAAAUGCUUGGACCA